Molecule: messenger RNA, 3090 nt
Organism: Nycticebus coucang (slow loris)
Lineage: Eukaryota; Metazoa; Chordata; Mammalia; Primates; Lorisidae
Gene: SLC35A1
Product: solute carrier family 35 member A1
Exons: 10
Coding region: 608-1666 (352 amino acids)
Biological process (GO): pyrimidine nucleotide-sugar transmembrane transport
Cellular component (GO): Golgi membrane
Molecular function (GO): pyrimidine nucleotide-sugar transmembrane transporter activity
Source: RefSeq, a predicted model, not a curated record
CGUUGGUGACUGGAGCGAACCUGCCCACCAGCCCCUCCGCUGGCGGGCUCUGCACGGACUACAACUUCCAGCGGGCGCCGCGCGGCCCCAGCUCGGCUUCCCGGCGGCCGAGCGAGGUCACGGACGCACUGUCCUGCCGCGGUUCUCACGCCGGCCACCGAGGACUCGCCGGAGAGGCCUCCCGAGUUCGAGUUCUUCCAAUCUCGGGGAGCGACUUGGACUCCCGAACCCAAUUCUGGAGCGUGGCCAGGCGCGUAGCCGGCGGGCGGGCGGCGCUCUAGGCCAGGCGGCGACGUCUUGGUGGCCUCGGAAGGGCGCGUCCGCCGCUCCGGGCCGCGGGGACCAUGGCCGCCUCGAGAGUUUUUUCCAGAUAAGCUAACCUGAGAAGGAAAUCAAGGGAAGGAGGAGAAAGAGAAAGAAAUGAUUGCUUCUCAGGGAAUGCUGACAUUCAAAGACGUGUCUAUGGAAUUCUCUAUGAAUGAGUGGGCCUGCCUGGACUCUGAUCAGCAGAAUUUGUAUUGGGAUGUCAUGUUCGAGAACUGUAGAAACCUGGUCUUCCUAGCAAGAAAGUGUCAGUUUAUUAUUCAAGUUAUACUGUUUGGCAGUGAUGACCCUGAUGGCUGCAGCGUAUACCAUAGCUUUAAGAUACACAAGGACAUCAGACAAAGAACUCUACUUUUCCACCACAGCUGUGUGUAUCACAGAAGUUAUAAAGUUAUUCCUAAGUGUGGGAAUUUUAGCUAAAGAAACUGGUAGUCUGGGUAGAUUCAAGGCAUCUUUAAGAGAAAAUGUGUUGGGGAGCCCCAAGGAACUGAUGAAGCUGAGUGUGCCAUCGCUAGUGUACGCUGUGCAGAACAACAUGGCCUUCCUGGCGCUCAGCAACCUGGAUGCAGCAGUGUACCAGGUGACCUACCAAUUAAAGAUUCCCUGUACUGCUUUAUGUACUGUUUUAAUGUUAAACCGGACACUCAGCAAAUUACAGUGGAUUUCAGUUUUUAUGCUGUGUGGUGGAGUGACACUUGUGCAGUGGAAGCCAGCCCAAGCUACAAAAAUUGUGGUGGAGCAGAAUCCAUUAUUAGGGUUUGGUGCUAUAGCAAUUGCUGUAUUGUGCUCAGGAUUUGCAGGUGUAUAUUUUGAGAAAGUUUUAAAGAGCUCAGAUACUUCUCUCUGGGUGAGAAACAUUCAAAUGUAUCUAUCAGGGAUUAUUGUGACACUAGCUGUCGUCUACUUGUCAGAUGGAGCUGAAAUUAAAGAAAAAGGAUUUUUCUAUGGUUACACGUAUUAUGUCUGGUUUGUCAUCUUUCUGGCAAGUGUUGGAGGCCUCUAUACUUCUGUUGUGGUUAAGUACACAGACAACAUCAUGAAAGGGUUUUCUGCAGCAGCAGCCAUUGUCCUGUCCACCAUCGCUUCAGUGAUGCUGUUUGGAUUACAGAUAACACUCACUUUUGCUCUGGGCACCCUUCUUGUAUGUGUGUCUAUAUAUCUCUAUGGAUUACCCAGACAAGACACUACAUCCAUCCAACAAGGAGAAACAGCUUCAAAAGAGAGAGUCAUUGAUAUGACCAUGAAGAUGAAGAAAAUUAUCUUUUUAAAAUGUUUCUGCAUUAUUUUCUUUCUUUUUUUUGAGACAGAGUCUCAAGCUGUCACCCUGGGUAGAGUGCCAUAGCAUCAUAGCUCACAGCAACCUCAAACUCUUGGGUGUAAGCAAUUCUCUUGCCUUAGCCUCCCAAGUAGCUGGGACUAUAGGCACCUGCCACAAUGCCCUUUUUUGUUGUUGUGUAUGUGGCUAGCGCCAUACUAAGCUUCAGGCACCACCCUGCACCAUUUUCUAUAUAUGAAAUAAUAGUAUCAGUUAAGGUUCUUUGGUUGCAAGCAGCUACAAACAAACCAACUUUGUCAAGCCUUAAGCAGAAAAAGGAAUUUUAGCCAGGCAUGGUGAUACAUAACCUGUAAUUCCAGCCACUGGGAGGCUGAGUUGGGAGGAUGGCUUGAGCCCAGGAGUUGAAGGUUGUGCCACUGCACACCAGCCUGGACAACAGCAAGACUAACUAUUGGAGGAAUUAAUGAACAAUCAUUUCAGUGAACUACUUCCUGGCUGUACUCAUUACCGUCCCUUUGAAUCCCAAUCAAGAUUCAAAUACUCACGAGGCUACAAUCUUGGAAGGGGACAGUUUCUCCAAAGAAGUGAACAGUGUGUUGGAUGUGUACAUGUAAACAUGUCCCUACUGUACAUUUUUACUCUUGACUUUAGUGGCGAAAUCUGGAAUCUAAUAUGCUUAAAAUUGAGACUGCAUGGAUGAGUCUUUUCUAGGACCAAGAAGAGCGAAUCAUACUUGCUAAUGUAAAACAAUUUUCAUUCUCACUAGAGAAGCUUUGGUUCAUGCUAAUUUGCCUAUUUGUAAAAAUAGAUUUGUAAGAAUAGUCAUCGGUACUCAGAAGACUUCUAUUAGCAUUUAGAAUAAAUCAUAGUCAGCCUGAAUAGAAAUACUGGUAUAUGAGGAGGAUCAUACUAAUGAAACAUCUCACAUUCUGCUCACAUUCACCUAAGCCCUGCUCAUGUUAACUCUAAUCUAGUCACACAAAAUAUAUUGUACCAAUAUGUGGGUACAUGAAGGAGACUAAGAAACUCCUUUGUAAAUAAUGGUUUAAUAAUGAACUACAUUUUACAAAAAGAUCUUAGUACAAUGUCUGUACAAGUAAUUCCUUCCUAUUUAAAUGUAUGCAGUUCCUGAAUUCCCAUGAUAGCUAUCGGUAUAUGUUAACUAACAGGCAAGCAUAAGGUCUGUUCUCUCUGGCAGUAUUUGUCAGAUAUAUAUUGGCAAAAAGACACUUAUUUCUGAGCUCCUUACAUUUUAUUAAGAACUAGCCACUAUUAGAGGAAAAUUGAGAUUUUUUUUCUCCCUUCACCGAUUUUUCAUGAAAACAGAUCAUCUCAGUUGUUAAGAGUUUCUAUAAAAAUCACAUUAGAAUAAACUUCAAGCCACAGUUUAAACUCUGAUCCUUUAGCCCCAUUAGACCUCAAUGCUUUGAGACUGAACCUACUUUUAAAAAUGUAUAUUUAAGUAUUACUGAUCAUAAGGGAAUUCAGAU